Molecule: messenger RNA, 639 nt
Organism: Opisthocomus hoazin
Lineage: Eukaryota; Metazoa; Chordata; Aves; Opisthocomiformes; Opisthocomidae
Source: RefSeq, a predicted model, not a curated record
AUGGGGAGGGAUGCGAUGCAGCACCGGGGUUUGACCGCCCUGAGGAGGGAUCCUGCUCCCAAAGUAUCUCCCGACGGCACCGUGCCCAUCUACGUGCCGUUCCUUAUCGUGGGAUCUGUAUUCGUCGCCUUCAUCAUCUUGGGGUCGCUGGUGGCGGCUUGCUGCUGCAGAUGCCUGCGGCCCAAGCAGGAGCCCCAGCAGAGCCGAGCCCCCGGGGGCACCCGCCUGAUGGAGACGAUCCCCAUGAUCCCAAGCGCCAGCACCUCCCGGGGCUCCUCCUCCCGCCAGUCCAGCGCCGCCGCCAGCUCCAGCUCCAGCGCCAACUCGGGGGCCAGAGCCCCCCCGACCAGGUCCCAGACCAACUGCUGCCUGCCCGAAGGGACCAUGAACAACGUCUACGUCAACAUGCCGACGAACUUCUCGGUGCUGAACUGCCAGCAGGCCACCCAGAUCGUGCCACACCAGGGGCAGUACCUGCACCCCGGGUACGUGGGCUACGCCGUGCAGCACGACGCGAUGCCGCUGAGCCCGGUGCCCCCCUUCCUCGACGGUUUGCAGGGCGGCUACAGGCAGAUCCAGUCGCCCUACCCGCAGCACACCAGCAGCGAACAGAAGAUGUACCCGGCCGUGACGGUGUAG